AUGAUCUCCAAUUUCAAGCAGAAGUCGGAUGAACCUUUUCAUGAAGCUUGGGAGAGGUACAAGGAGUACCAGAGAGAGUGCCUGCACCAUGGGUUUGACGAUGAUUAUAUAUUGGAGGUAUUCUAUGAUGGAGUGAGCUAUGAGUUUCGAAACACCCUUGAUUCUUCGAGUAAUGGAGACUUCAUGACUCAAACCACCCCUGGUGCGAGAGGAGACGAUCAGCAAGAGGUGAGCUACGUGAAUGGGCAAGGAUGGCUGCUCAAAAACUACCACCCAAACCCUAACGUGAGGAACAACCCACAACUUUUCUGGCCUAAGCAAGACAAACCAGCUGAUCCUGCACAGAGUAACCAAGGUCAGUAUGCCGGGUAUCAAAAGAACUACCAACCCCAGACCUAUGUUCUAAGCCAACCGCAUAACAAUCCACCUCAGAUGCAGAAACACCAAAACACUCAGCCAGCUACCUCCGCUCAUGUCGCUGUUCUGCAAGAUGAGACAAAAACUGCUGAGAGCGUCAAGAGGCAACAAGGUACUCUACCUGGGAAAACCGACAAAACCCCUAAGGAGUGCAAUGCGGUUGAGUUGAGAAGUGGAAAACAACUGUCUAAGCCGGUAAAGAAGAGGUUCACUGCGGCUGAGAAGGGGAAGCAGAAAGAGUCGGAACAACCACCAACCGAUACCCCGACAGCUGAGAAGGAGAGGGAACCAACAGUUGGAACCAAUUCGCCAGGACCAGAACAACCAGCUGAGGCUGUCCGCCCGAUCCCAGAGCCUGUUCCUGCUCGCGAAUACAAUCCUAAAGUCCCUUACCCUGUUCCAGCAAAGGCUACUCGUAAGGACCGAGAGGAGCUGAAGUGCAGAAGUAUGCUGGAGGACCUAACCGUCCGACUCCCCUUGAUGGAUGCGAUCCAGAUGAUGCUCUCCAUUCGCAGCUUUAUGAAGGGAUUGAUCUCAAGAAAAAUAUCAGAGGAGAGCGAAUUCAUGACUGUCUCUAAGGAGUGCAGCGCCGUGCUUCAGAACAGACAGAUAAAGAAGCGAGGAGACCCUGGAAAGUUCGUCCUCUCUAUCCAGAUUGGGAAGACAGUUUUCUCAUGCUCCUUGGUUGAUCUGGGAUCCAGCGUAAACCUCAUGCCCUACUCUGUAGCACGACGUCUGGGAUACACGCAUUUCAAACCAACUAAGAUGUCCUUGGUGUUCGCGGAUAGAUCAGUUAAGUCCCCGGUUGGUAUUCUAGAGGAUCUCCAAGUAAAAGUCGGGAACACCUCUGUUCCAGCAGACUUCGUAGUUCUAGAGCUGGAAGAGGAAUCCAAAGAUCCUCUCAUAUUAGGAAGACCGUUCCUAUGUACUGUUGGAGCCAUCAUUGAUGUGCGGCAAGGGAAUAUUGAUCUCAAUCUGGGGGACAUAACCUUCGAGGUGGAUGAAGGGAUUGAUCCGCUGCAACCUCGUGACGGGAUGAUCGAGGAGAUUCUUGCAAAAGAUCCACUUGAGCUUGCACUAGUAAGAGCUGAGGCCGAGCGGAGUGUCGAGAAAAUUGACGCAGACGGGUAUGCUAAGAUGCUCGACUCCGCAAGGAGUAUGGGAAGAAUGGUGGCGAGUCUAAGUCUGGGGGAAGAAAGCAACAAGGACGAGAACACUCCAACUGAAGCGACCCCUUUACCAAACUCGCUUGUUCCGCCGAACCUACCUGAUGAUCCCUUUGAGCGAGUUGAAGGCUCCCAAGGUUGA
Brassica oleracea var. oleracea is the source of this 1725-nucleotide messenger RNA. RefSeq lists its product as uncharacterized. Bases 1 to 1725 code for a protein of 574 amino acids. The transcript has 4 exons. The record is from RefSeq and is a predicted model, not a curated record. Lineage: Eukaryota; Viridiplantae; Streptophyta; Magnoliopsida; Brassicales; Brassicaceae.